This is a messenger RNA of Pararge aegeria (speckled wood butterfly), 2397 nucleotides long. RefSeq lists its product as uncharacterized. Bases 316 to 1209 code for a protein of 297 amino acids. The transcript is spliced from 3 exons. The record is from RefSeq and is a predicted model, not a curated record. NCBI's taxonomy places the organism in Eukaryota, Metazoa, Arthropoda, Insecta, Lepidoptera, Nymphalidae.
AUUGCACAGGUAUCUUAUUUUCUAAUUAAUUGGUUAUUUUUGUAGUUGUCAGCUAUUAUUUUAAAAUAAAUUUGUUACUAACUAGCCAUUUGUAUAUUUUAAUACAAAUAACAGUGUAACUUACACAGGUUUUCGAAGUAAUUCAUUCUAGUAGUCGUGGAGUGAAGUGAUAACAUCCCGGAAAAAUACCGAAUUAUACAGUGUGCAUGUUAGCAGGAUAAAGCGGGAUUUUUAUUUCUGUUAAAAUAUAUAAGAUAAAUUUUCCCAGAAUAAGAGAAAUAUUAAAUUGUUGCAUCGAAGAGACAAUCACACAACAUGAUUAUACGUAUUGGAUUUUUGUUGCUUGUCCUCACCUAUGUAAAAACAACUGAUUUUUAUAAAGAUCCAAAUUAUAGUGCGUAUGCGGAAAAUAAUGAGCAAUCAAUCGUUAAUGAACAUGUGAAAUUUCGAAAACGCGAAGCAGUUGUGCCACCUGCUCAAACAAAUGUCAACAAAAACGACACAAUUAUAAACAAAGUUGAACUAGAAAACCAAAAGCCUGCAAACAUACUAAGCCCCAAACCAGGGCCGAGCGAAGGUGAAGGUGCUUUUCCACCGUCUAAACAGCCAGAAGUAAAUACAGCUAAAGAUACCACAGUUAAAGUUGAUAAAUUAGAUACUCAUAAUGGAAAAAACAUCACAACAAAUAGCACUGCCAAUGCAUUAAAAAGCAAUGAGACAAUAUCUUUAACAACUAAGCAGAAUGAUACUGCCACUUCUACCGACUUCACCAGUGCUCUCCAGAAUCCUGGUGUUGUGAAAAGAGGUCUUAUUGUUUUUGGCGGUUUUGCCCUUCUUGCUGUUGCCUACUUUGUGUUUUAUAGGAGGAAGGGCAAGAAGUAUGAUGCUAAUAAUACGCACAACACCAACGAUGCUAAUCAGUUUAGGUAUGGUGUGCUAGAAUCGGAAGAUCGGAGAGACAACUUGGAACUCUCUCGAAUACCUCUAACAAUGGAAUCUGAUGAGGAUGAUGAAGAAGACUUGGAGAUUUUUGACUUAGAGCAGAAGAGGAAAUCACUGUCCUACGUCAAUCUCCAGACAAAUGACGAAGAUAUUGUAUUACGCAGCUCGAAAGAUGAAUCAAAGAAUAACCUCCUAUUGGACAUAGAAGAUGGGCCUUCAGACACUUUAAUUAACUGGUCGAAUACGGGUAGCAAUUCAAUAUUAUAAUUGUGUUUCCCAGUGCUAUAGGGGCUCGUACAAAAUUAAACAGCAUGCGCUAUAAAAGUUGAGACUGCACCAUAGUAAGAAGCGAUUUAACUCAAAUGUAGACUAGUGGAGUGGACCGAAAGACACAGGAAUAACCCAAUGAAAUUAAUGUGACAUGUACAGCCUUAUUUGCCUGUUCAUCUCAUAGAAAUGCAUAUAUAAGUACCGUUAGUUUAAGAUUUGUAUGGUCGUAGUCAUUUUUAAAUAUCGAAACAUUACUUAAUAGUUAAAUGGAAUUUAAUAUCAUCUUUCUAAAGCUCUAAAUUUGUGCACAAUCAGCAAUCCACAGAACUUUUAAAAAAAGUUAUAUAGAAUUUGCGAGUGAAAUGAAGUCCACUUUACUUUAACUUUGUGUGCAAACUUUAAAAAAGGAAUAAGGUGCAGUGAAUGCUUUGAUUUCAACUUUUGUUACGCAUACUGUAUUCACAGGGCCAUGACUUUGUCAUUGCUAUAAGCGAUACCAAAUCAAAUUUGUGUCUGUACAUUUCAUUCGUGCACACAGUGUUAUAACUCACCUUAUAUACGUAACAAUGCAAUAUAAAAUGAGAGAACGCUGAGCUGGGGUAUGACAGUUUUAUUAGCGUGCUGUGUCGUGACCAGGUCAGGCAUUACGAAGCAGGUAGACUAUACAAAAUGAAAGGAAGUUUUGAAAUUCAUAAGCUAAUAGCAUUCUUGGAUUAAAGGUGGAUUUUUUCACUUUAUAUAAUCUGCCUUCCUUAAGCGUUUUCUAAGGAUAGUUUACCAGUCGGUUUUACGCUGUAUCGCUACAAAUCCGUAUCGGCUAGCGAUACAUCUUUGCCGAUAGACUCACUUAUAAGAUGCCAUAAUGUUUUCGCUUUUGUGACAGAGCCGUGGCCCUGUGGUAACUAAGUUGUGAAAUGCAAACUUAAUUUCGUUUACUUAUUGAAAAGUUCGUGUGUAAUAUGACAAAUCGUAUUCUAUAAGACAGAAAUUAUUUUUGCGUUACAUUUUUUUAAAGAUAUAAAUUAGGUUAAGUGGUGGUUAUACACAUAUGCGGAUCGGCAUAUUCGAUUUAGCGUGCUUAACAUUCUUUAAACCGCCCGUCGUCGUUGAAGCUCCACUCCGGCUUCUAACAUUUACUCGUCCUCGUAGAGCGGCAGGUCGAGUUUCUUUCUUCUUUCUAUUAAC